CAAGGGACAUGCCUCAUACCAACGCAAGAAAACUAUGAUGGCGACCCGCACACUUCCAUUGCUUCGUGCUCUGAGUCUGAGAACAAUUUUAGUUCGAGAAGUUAGACCUAAUAACAAUACUCACAGCGUUAGAAGUAAACAUGGGGCGUUAUCAUCGUGUGUUGUCAACUGUUCAACAGAUUCUGCAAUACAUUCAAAACACAGGGAAGUGAUUGAGACGGUUGAGGGUAAUUCAACAACAAUCGAGGCUGUGUACAAAGAUCCUCCUGAAAACCACCACACGAUUGACAACCCCCACAGGGCCUGUCCUAUUUGCAGCAGAAACCUCCGAGUAACUUACAAGGAUGUUUUGAUCUUGAGCCAGUUCAUCCGGCCGGAUGGAGGAAUGUUGCCGCGGAGAAUUACCGGCGUGUGCAAAAAACAGCAGAGGAACUUGGAGGAAUGUGUUCAAAGGGCCCAUCGGGCAGGUUUAUUACCUGAUCACCGACCUCCCAAAGAUGCUGGCCAAAUCCCCCCAGGUGUCACAUACCAGCGCAAGAUCAGGUUCAACCGAUUUUGACCAGACCGGAGUAACAGUGUGUGGUUGUACAUGUACAGUGAUGUGAGACAGUGUACAUUGAGAACAUAACGCUUGUAUACAUUAAAAAGUUCAGAUGUCAACUUCUGGCUUACAUAAUGGAUCCCAACAGCAUAUAUUUUAUGAAGCAACUGAAAGUUCAUCACUGAACUUGCUGAAACAUUGGUGAAAAAGUAGGGAAAACUUGUAUCAAUUAACUCAGGGCAGAUGGAUACUUUUGUGAGUUACACAUCUUGACAGAUUUUGGGGUUGCUGAAAAAAGGGUAUGGAAUUUGUGCCGAAACUACAGAUGGUGCCGAGUAUGGCCCACUCAGAAGAAUCAAGGAAGGACAUAUAGACAUCCACUACGUACAUUGUGCAUGUGGACGGCCCAUGGGGGGGGGGGGGAAGGGGUAUGGGAAGUGAGACACACCCCCUCCCACUCAGAAUUCAGUGCCCACUCAAUGGGUUUUUAAGAAAAUGGAAAUUGAACACCUGCUGUAUGCCACUGCAUGGGGAAUGUCACAUAUGCAUCAAAUUUUCAAUUGAAUGUGUACAAUUCCUUGGUAUUCUCAUACGAGAGGAAUGCACCUGAGCAAUGACACGACAGAAAUGGUGCCCUUCAAAUUUUUUUUGCAUUUUUAGUACCAAAUGUUUAGUUAUACACAUACUCCACAGCCUGAAAGUUUUGAAAAAAAGCAAGUUCCUCCCAUCUUUGUAUUUGCUGUUAAUUUCCUGGUAUAUCUCAGAACUGUAAAGUUGCAGUCAGAAUUCUGCUCAGCUUUAAUGAGCAUUCGUAGUGAGUAUUCAUAAAGACAUGAUAUACGCUGCCCCAACCUCUUUGCAUCUUUCCAUUUUAGAGUUUAUAGAAAAUGCACCCUAUAAAAUAAAACGGAAAACUUGUAGCUAAUAUCUUUGGUUUUUUGUGUGACAUAUUUUACUUGCAUGUUUAAAGUGUGUGUAAAUCAGUUUGCUCUUAUUUGUACGUCUCACAUUGACAAUACUUACAUUGACAUACAAUUAAAUUUUUCUGAAAGAUUGAUA
Molecule: messenger RNA, 1600 nt
Organism: Patiria miniata (bat star)
Lineage: Eukaryota; Metazoa; Echinodermata; Asteroidea; Valvatida; Asterinidae
Product: 39S ribosomal protein S18a, mitochondrial-like
Exons: 5
Coding region: 35-559 (174 amino acids)
Biological process (GO): mitochondrial translation
Cellular component (GO): mitochondrial small ribosomal subunit; ribosome
Molecular function (GO): small ribosomal subunit rRNA binding; structural constituent of ribosome
Source: RefSeq, a predicted model, not a curated record